AUGGAUGAAAAAUAUGAAACUGUCCAAUUAUGUUACACUGUACAUAAGUAUUCUAGUUAUUCAGCUAACUACAUACCCGAGAAUAUUAUGGUGAAUAACCCAUCUGACCAGCUGUCGAGAUGGUUUACAGAUAGCACGAACACCGCUAACACAUUAUUACCACAAUUUAUUAUGCUGAAACUGAAGUCCUUGUCAAUAGUAGACACAAUAAAAUUUGGUAAAUACAUUAAACCGCAUGUAAGUGAUCUAAAGAAAUUCCAAAUAUUUGGUGGAAUUGACGAAAGUAAUCUUUCUCUUCUUUUGUCAGCGGGUCUCAAGAAGGACAGUGCACCAGAAGUAUUCAAAUUGAGAAACAGAACUACAGAAGGCUUCUACCUGCCUGUGCAAUAUAUUAAGAUUGUACCUCUUUUGUCCUGGGGCCCAGCUUACAAUUACACUAUCUGGUAUGUAGAGCUGCAUGGCAGAAAUCAGGAAGAUUUUAUCAGGAAUGCUCUGGAAACUAUUAAUUUGCGCAAAGAAGAGGAGGCAGUCCGUAUACUUUUAAAGCAUUUGCGUCGGCGGCGUUAUAAGGAUGCUUUUGAAGCAUUGUCAAGGGAAAGUGGAGUACAGCUUGAAGGACCUACUCAGUCUCGACUAUGGAAUGCUUUGGUGGAAAACGGGGAUUAUAAAUUAGCAGAAGAAAUUUUGGAGGAGGCAUUAAAUGAGGGCGAAAUGGACUGGUACCUAUCGUGGCAGCCCUACCAGCCGCACUGGCGGCAGCUAUCCGGGUGCUCGGCGCAGGUGGAGGCGCGGCUGUGCUGCGGGGACGAGACGCCCCCCUCCCCGAUGCCACGCCCCCCAGAGCUGGCGUGCUCCGACCGCGAGCCGCGCCUCGAGCUGCCCGAUGUGGCGAGUAACGGUGUGGAGGGCUUGGUGACGUGUGAGGUGGGUUGCGGAGGAGGAUGUGCGGCCAGGCCAGGCCCUCGCGGCGGCCACCAGCUGGUAGUGGACCCUAAUACAGGCACGCUCUACCUUUUCGGCGGCUGGAACGGCACCGAAGACCUGGACGACCUUUGGUGCUACAGCACCGUGGCCGAGCGCUGGACGCUGCUGUGCCGGCACAGCAGCAUGGCGGGCGGCCCCUCGCCUCGCUCCUGCCACAAGAUGGUCUUCGACCCGGUCCACGAGCGGCUGUACACGCUGGGCAGGUACCUGGACAACGCGCAGCGGGUGCCCAGCAAUAUGAACAGCGACCUCUACAUGUACGAGGUGGGGACUGGCGAGUGGUCACUGGUGUGUGGCGACACCGCCGCCGCGGGGGGUCCCCGGCUGGUCUUCGACCAUCAGAUGUGUCUGGACGCCGACACGCAGACCAUCUAUGUGUUCGGCGGCAGGGUGUUGCCUGCUAACACCGAGGAGCUGGUGAGCCCCCAGUACUCGGGCCUGUACGCGUACUACAUCUCGAGCAACAGCUGGCAGCUGCUGCUCGCGGACCGCCACGACCUGCAGGCGCCCCAGCCCAGGGUCUCGCAUUCGAUGCUCUUCCACCCGGUGCAGCGGCGGCUGUACAUGUUCGCGGGGCAGCGCAACAAGGAGCAGCUGCUGGACCUGUGGUGGUGGGACGUGGGCAGCGGGCGGUGCGGGGCGCUGUGCGCGGGCGCCGCCGCCUGCCCACCGCCCGCCGCCGGCUUCACGCAGCGCGCCACGCUCGACCCCGACACCGACGAGAUGUUCGUGCUGUCGGGCAUGAGCAAGGAGAAAGACAAGCGCGUGUACAACUCGCUGUGGGUGUUCUCCCUGAAGCGGCUGACCUGGACGUGCGUGUAUCGGAACGACAGCGUGUCGCCGUCGGAGCCCAGGCCGAGGUUUGCGCACCAGCUGGUCUACGACCCCGUCAGGAAGGUCCACUACCUGUUCGGCGGCAACCCCGGCACAGCGAGCAGCCCGCGGCUGCGGCUCGACGACCUGUGGGCGCUGCGGCUGCGGCGCGCGGGCAGAGGCGCCGCCUGGCGGGAGGCGCGCGCCGCGCUGCGCGAGGCCUGCUACCGCGAGAUGGCGGCCGCGCCCGACGCGCAGCCGCGCGCGCUGCUCUACCUGCGCACCGAGCUCAGCGCCGCCCUCGACCACUGCGACCCGCGGCAGGUGACGCAGUUCCAGAAGCUGGCGACGCUGCUGUUCACUGGCGGCGUGGGGGAGGCGGGCGGCGGGGAGGGAGGGGGUGCGUGCGCCCUCAGCCCCCGGCGGGUGCGCACCCUGGCGAGGCGCCGCGCCCGACACCCGCCCCCCGUCGACCUGGCGCAGGCGCUCGCUGCGGUGCUGGGCGCCGAGGACGCGAUGCCGGAGCCCACGCAGCCGUUCGAGGAGGCGAGCGCGCCCACGCCCGACACGUGGGACGUGGGCGAGGAGGGCGACGCCGACGGGGAGGGGGAGGGCGGCGAGGGGGAGGGGUGCGGCGAGUGGGACGCGAGGGCGCUCCGCGUGCGCCUCUACGACCACCUCUGCCGCUACUUCCGCCCCAGCGUGGUGCCUCCCCGCCAGGACCUCACCGACCUAGUCGCGCUC
Molecule: messenger RNA, 2541 nt
Organism: Iphiclides podalirius (scarce swallowtail)
Lineage: Eukaryota; Metazoa; Arthropoda; Insecta; Lepidoptera; Papilionidae
Source: the annotation of a GenBank genome assembly